UUGUCUUCUUUCUCAAAUUUCUGUUGUUUUUGUGGGUUGAAGAUCAUUUAGGGUAGAGAAAUUGUCUUACUACUAAGGAGAUAUUUUUAGUUAGAUUCUGUCUCCUUGUGAUGUGUAUGUGGGUUUGGUUAUGUGUUGUGCUUUAUACCCCUCUUCAACCUAUUUGGCAUAGUAUCUGAGUGUCUUAGUGUCCAGGCUUCUUAUGGGGGCGUGAUCCCCAUCCCUAGUCGUAUUUGCAGAGACAUGACCUCCUCCUUAGGAGCUGCGGUUAGUGUUCCAGACUGCUUCAUUCUUUUCUCUGCAUUGUCUUUAAUUUCUCCGUGGUUGCUAGUUUGCCUUCUGGUUCUUUCCUUUUAUGUUACACUGUAGUUAUCAUUGCUUUAUAAAGCAACUCGGUUACUUUGGUACAGUCCUGCUUGUCUGUAUUUGGGAAAGGGCAUAUUUUUCUACAUUGAUGUUGUCUAUUCGUAAAAAGGAAGCAUAAAUGCUUCUAAAAAUGGGUUCAUUAUUCCAGGAUACCCUGCUGCCUUAUUGUGGUCCUUUUACUUCUCUUACUCUUAAAACCCACAUUUGCCGGAACAGCAAGCAUAGCCAAGGUCCGGACCGCAGCACAUGCCCCGAGCUCUCUGCCUAUCUCCACCCGCCUGCCCGAGUCCAGCCCGAGUCCAGCCCGCAGCCCCAAGGAGCGGUGCCGACAGCAGCCCCAGCAGCAACGCCGUGGCCGGGUGGAACGCCUACAUCGACAACCACAUGGCGGACGGGACCAGUCAGGACGCGGCCAUCGUGGGCUACAAGGACUCGCCCUCCCUGUGGGCCACCGUCCCUGGGAAAACCUUCGCCAAUAUCAUGCCAGCUGAAGUUGGUGUCCUGGUUGGCAAAGACCGGUCAAGUUUUUUUGUGAAUGGGGGCCAGAAAUGUUCUUUGAUCUGGGACUCACUGCUGCAGAAUGGGGAAUUUACCAUGGAUCUUCAUACCAAGAGCCCUGGUGGAGCCCCUGUCUUCAAAGUCAAGACGCUAGUCCUGCUGAUGGGCAGAGAGGGUGUCCACGGAGGUAUGAUCCACAAAUGUUAUGAAAUGGCCUCACACCUGCGGCGUGCCCAGUACUGACCUCGUCUGCCCCCACUUCCCACCAUUCCCACUCGCUUUUGCACCCCCAUGUGUACACAAACAUGCACCAUUUUUAUUUUGGGGGCCAAUGCCCCAUAUCUUUUACUGCUGCCAAAACCACAUGGGCUGGGGGCUGGGGCUGGAUGGACAGAUACCGCCCCCUACCCAUACCCCUCCUGUAUGUGGUUGGAAAACUUUGUUGUUGU
Messenger RNA from Fukomys damarensis (Damara mole-rat), 1313 nucleotides. Its product is annotated as profilin-1-like. The record is from RefSeq and is a predicted model, not a curated record. Gene Ontology annotation, biological process: regulation of actin filament polymerization; positive regulation of actin filament bundle assembly; actin cytoskeleton organization. Gene Ontology annotation, molecular function: actin binding. The transcript has a single exon. The coding region runs from base 613 to 1107 and encodes 164 amino acids. Gene Ontology annotation, cellular component: cytoplasm. NCBI's taxonomy places the organism in Eukaryota, Metazoa, Chordata, Mammalia, Rodentia, Bathyergidae.